This is a messenger RNA of Aspergillus vadensis CBS 113365, 1311 nucleotides long. RefSeq lists its product as uncharacterized. The record is from RefSeq and is a predicted model, not a curated record. The transcript has 2 exons. NCBI's taxonomy places the organism in Eukaryota, Fungi, Ascomycota, Eurotiomycetes, Eurotiales, Aspergillaceae. The coding region runs from base 157 to 1242 and encodes 361 amino acids.
CUUUUCGACUUCCUUCCAUCCUCACUCCAUCUUCCCUCUGCACUUGCUGUCUCAUGCAUCUGUCAGCUUAUGACUUGACCCAACCCCUCCGCUGCCAUCCCGCAAGGCAUGCAUUGAUCUGUUUCCAACACAAACUCCCUGGGUGAACCUCCGGGAAUGCCGCCGAAGCUGGUCUCUGGCCCUGCGCCACGCGCUCUCCGACGUCGUCUACUACCCCCUACGACACCCUCUCCGGUUAAACCGCCUGUCUCCCGAGAGCAAUACUUUGCCUCUCCUUCCCCGCGGACUCUGGCCCAGCCACGACCCGAUAUCAUACAUGGCCCGCAGUUGACCCGCGAGUCUCCGACACUUUUCUCGCAAACUGGUUUCCGACCAUCUGUAUCGGACCCUCUUGAUGGGGGCUCGAAACGAGAUCAUGAACCUCCCGACGAGCGCAUUCUGAAGCUUGGAAAGACUCUACGCAUCCUCUCGCCUCUCCUCCCCACCCUUCUCAUCAACCCGCUACCCCCGAACAUCCUCUCCCCCAGUAUAGCCCUGCAUCUCUUCCCCUCCACGCACCCACAUCUCCCCACCGUCAAGGGCCGCACACUCUACCGCGCCGCGCUCUGGACCGUCCCAGUAGCAUGGAGCAGCCUCCCCCUACUAGGAAAUGUCAAGCUUCAAAUCCUCAGUGAGCGUAUCGUCCGCGCAGGAACGGUCCUCGAACCCGAACGACCGGACAACGACCACGAUACCAGCGACGAGCGUCUCGUCGUGCGCUGGCGAACCGAGCCGCGGAGCGAAUCCACUACCUCCGACUCGGAACCUUCCAGCACAUCGUUCACCGCCGCAUCUCCUACGCUAUCAAGCGAUACCCAAGGCACCAACAAGAGUAAUGGCAGUCACCUCUCAUCUUCGAAAGCCGGGAUCAACAAAGGCCUUAGCGUCCUGCUGGGCGGGGACGCUCCGAUCUUCAAGUUGAAGAAGGAAGAGCAGUUCACGGGCCUAUUCAUCUUCUCCUUCGACGAGGAAGGUCGAAUUGCGUCGCAUACGAUCGAGCACGCGGAUGAUGCGCGCGGAUGGAAUCGCACGCCCAAGUUCGUGACUCUGACUGAUUGGUUGAUCGGCAAGGCGAGAGGAUCGCUUGACCCUGCUGCAGAGCCGGGGCUAGCUAUGCAGGGCUGUCAUUGGCAGGAUGCGCAGGAGUACCUCGAUAGGGAUCGUUUCCAUCAUGAACAACAUUAUUAUCCUCGUGGUCGGUGAUCGUAGGCCCUCAGGCCUCGUUUUACCCUUCCGCACUAUUUGAGACUCCCUUCUAUUCCUAUCACCGAG